AUGCCUGCCAGGAUUCGUGCCACAGUCUCCAAGAGCGUCACGCGCUUUGGAGAUAGCGGUGCCAGUCCAUUAUCCAGAAGAUUCUUCUUCUGUCCCUCGUGCUGGGCAUCAUGGCGGCGCACACUGUCGACGACGCAGACGCGCACCGCAACCAACUUUCGCCGAAAAGACAUCGCUGCAACAACAACAAUACCAGCAAGUACACGUAGCUUUCUCGACCGCCGCCGUUUUAUAUCGUCGAUUACAGAAGUCAAUCGAAACAUCCCCGCGCGCAAUAGGGAAUUGUAUGCGUUGCUGGGCGAGUUGCAGCAGACCGCGGCAGAUCAGAUCAGUCUGAGUCGGCUUCAGCUCGCGCAACGGGGAUUGGAGUCGGAGGUUCCGGUGAUUCGCGUUGCUGUACUUGGCUUGAAUGGUGCGUCGGCUGCGCGGCGGCUGGUUCGACUGCUCUUGGCGGAUCCCUUGACAGGAAAACAGUCCUGGGAGGAUCUCAUAGACUCGCGCGGAUCUGAAGAAUCUCGGGGGUUGCUGAUACGGUACGGCCAAAACUCCGGUAUCGUCGACGAUGGCGCCUGUCCUACGCUUUCAAUACCGUCACCAGUCCUGAAAAAUGGAAAUAUUGAGAUUCUAGUGGGUGCAAUUGGGACCGGAAACGAACCAACUGGGGUCUCUAUUACCGAGGAAACGCUCCUUGUUCCGACCAUAUCGAUUCCUACCUCGAAUGAUGACACGCCACCAAGUGUGAUACAAUACCCGGUGCAUAGAACCGUCAUCUGCGGCUCAGGUCCCGACGGACUGUUUGCAUAUAGCGGAUUGGUUGGUCGUGCCAACCUGGGCUCGGCCGAGCAAUUGGUCCACGGAGCAAUUGAGCAGCCGGCGGCUGGCGACGCAUCGAAGCAGACAUCGGAUAAGGUAACCUUUGUGGAUACAGCGGUUGCUGAUACCGCGCUGGCCAAGUUCCGUGAGUCGGUCCAGUUUGUCUCUGAAUAUGAACGCGGGUGGACCGCUGGCGGGGUUCAAGAUGUUGUCAAUUGGCUGUCUGCAAAGAAGGAUGGUGGCCUGGCGCCGGAGUUGGAAAUACUUGUUCAGUCAUUGCUGGAUUCGACCGAAGAAGGCUUGGUAGCUAAAGAGGCCAUUCGAGUGAGAGAGCAAGAGGCCAGCGACGUCUCAGCUGAGACACGCCAGAGCCUUGAUCAGACAGUAUCGGUCUGGGCCGAGCGCGCUCAUACGGAACUGCAAAAGUCCCUGGAGGAAGGAUUUGCGAGUCUGCGCUGGCGGGGUUUAGCAUGGUGGAAGUUGUUUUGGCGCGUUGACGAUGUCGGAGCGGUCACGUCGGAGAUUUUGCAAACGCGAUACCUUGCACAGGCCGAGAAGGAGAUGAUCUGGACAGCUGGCCGAGUCAAACAGACGGGUCUGCUGAACGGAGCUCCAAAUGGGGGGGAUUUUGCUGUCAACAACUCGAAAACAGAGACUGCAGAAGAAAACAGCGAGACUGCUGUGCCUCAACAACAAGAAGAUGGACCGUGGCCGAUGCAGAUCUCAGCUAGCCGUUCCAAGCUGGGUAGCACGACAAUCCCCUCGCUACAGGCGCUGUCUCAGAGCCUCGUGCUUUUCAGCGCGUCGACGACGGGCCUCACCUCGGCAUUCUCAGCCCUACUGUACUCAUCUGCUACGACGGGGCUGUACGAGGCCUGCACAGUCGCCGCAGUCGGCUUGAUCUACUCUCUGCGCCGGCAGCAGUCGAAAUGGGAAAAGGCCCGGUCGUUCUGGGAAGACGAGGUGCGAGAGAGUGGCCGCACGGCCUUGAUUGACACGGAAAAGGUGCUGCGUGAGUCUAUUCGAGAUGGUCCUAUUCAACAGAAGGAGGAAUUGCCCGAGACUAGGGCUAGAGCGGUUGUUGGACGCGCGAGAAAGGCGCUUGAAGAUGCCAAACAGCGAUAA
Molecule: messenger RNA, 1938 nt
Organism: Talaromyces rugulosus
Lineage: Eukaryota; Fungi; Ascomycota; Eurotiomycetes; Eurotiales; Trichocomaceae
Exons: 3
Coding region: 1-1938 (645 amino acids)
Source: RefSeq, a predicted model, not a curated record